This is a messenger RNA of Fraxinus pennsylvanica, 1188 nucleotides long. The record is from the annotation of a GenBank genome assembly. NCBI's taxonomy places the organism in Eukaryota, Viridiplantae, Streptophyta, Magnoliopsida, Lamiales, Oleaceae.
AUGGAAAUUUGCGCAGAAUCUGAAACAAGCGCUGAAAAAUGCAGCAUCUCGGUUGACGUUCAAGAGACAAAGUGUGUAAAGAGGCGACGCAGAUCUCCUCCCGUGGUAGCACUUAGCAACAGCAACCAGCAGAUAGAACAACGGCAGCCACAGGUUUUUAGGGUUGAUCAAACUACUGCAACUACGACGAAAAGAAGUUCAAGAUUCCGCGGAGUUAGCAGGCAUCGUUGGACCGGCCGCUAUGAAGCUCAUCUGUGGGAUAAAGGGUCAUGGAAUGCUACUCAGAAAAAGAAGGGAAAACAAGGAGCUUAUGAUGAAGAAGAAGCUGCAGCAAGAGCAUACGAUUUGGCUGCAAUCAAGUAUUGGGGAACAGCAACCUACACAAAUUUCCCGAUAUCUGAUUACGACAAAGAGAGAGACAUAAUGCAAAAUGUUACCAGGGAGGAAUACUUGACCUCUUUACGAAGAAGAAGCAGUGGUUUUGCAAGAGGUGUAUCCAAGUAUAGAGGCGUUGCGAGGCAUCAUCACAAUGGGAGGUGGGAAGCAAGAAUAGGCCGCGUAUUUGGCAACAAAUAUCUCUACCUGGGUACUUAUAGUACUCAAGAAGAAGCUGCACGUGCAUAUGAUAUUGCAGCAAUAGAAUACAGAGGGAUUAAUGCAGUUACUAACUUUGAUUUGAGCACUUAUAUCAGAUGGCUAAGACCUGAUGCAAAUUCAGUAGUGUUUAAGGGUUUGAUAUCAGAAGAUGAGGCUUUACAAUCCAACUAUAACUAUAUAAAUAAUGCAAACAAGGAACCAAAAUUCUCGAACCCGAGUUCUUUCUGCAUAAACAACCCAGCUAUAUCCGAAAAACACGAGAUUAUUGAAAGAAAAAUGCCCCUAAGCCCUUGUAAUAAGACAUCUUCUCCAACUGCACUAGGCCUCCUUCUUAGAUCUUCCAUGUUUAAAGACCUCGUGGAAAAGACUACUUGUGCUGCCAAUGAAGAAACCGAGAAAGAUGGGGCGAAGAUCGAACUUCAAACGGGUGGAGAAGAAGAUAAUUUCGCGUUCUACAAUGGAAAUAAUCAUGUUACAAACUAUGAUUGUGCUUCGAAUAUGGAAAAGUUGCCAAGAUUGGAUCCCUCGGAGAAUGAUGAUUUGUCUUUGUAUAGUGGAAGAGGACAGCCCUUCUUGGACUUAAUGCCUUGA